This is a messenger RNA of Candidozyma auris, 498 nucleotides long. RefSeq names its product Med19p (gene MED19). The transcript is spliced from 2 exons. NCBI's taxonomy places the organism in Eukaryota, Fungi, Ascomycota, Pichiomycetes, Serinales, Metschnikowiaceae. The record is from RefSeq and is a predicted model, not a curated record. Gene Ontology annotation, cellular component: mediator complex; core mediator complex. Gene Ontology annotation, biological process: regulation of transcription by RNA polymerase II. The coding region runs from base 1 to 498 and encodes 165 amino acids. Gene Ontology annotation, molecular function: transcription coregulator activity.
AUGACUGAGCCCAUCGCCGAAGGCAGAGACAGCUAUUACCUCAUCGACACAAAUGCGCAAUAUUCCUCGCCAAAACCAUCACCACUAGAUAACCUUCUCAAGCUCUAUGGAUUGGAGCCCAUAGCGAAGUCGUUGGAACGCACGAAACCCGACGGGUCCAAAGGUGUCAAGCUACGGAAGUCCUAUAAAAACCACAUCCAGGAUCUUCCUGGGAAACACCAGAUCCCUCCGGCCAAACCAGUCCCAGCUGCUCUUCUCGACCCGAACUUGAGCCAGCAGCCAGACCUUAUUCGGGAGCUAGACGCCGAGAUGUUAGGCAACGCCUUGAAGUUCGAGAAGACGCCUGUGAGCGGGAUUCCGGGCUUCAACACGGCCGACUUGGCCAUCAGCGACCAGCUGACGCUAAUGAGAGGCGAUGAUAUGAGUGAGAACGAGGAGAACAGAAGGAAGAGAAAGAAACAGGCGGCUCAUCAUGAUGUCAAGAGACAGCAUGUAUGA